AUGGCCUGGGCUGUUCCUGUAAUCUACUUCCAUGUCACAGUUUUCCUUAUUAUUAUGGAUACAGGACAUGCCACUGAAAAUUAUACCAGGAGGAUGGAAGCGACAGCUGCAGGUGAUAUCGUCAUCGCAGGACUCUUUCCCAUUCAUGAGGAUGUAGAAAAAAAAACAACCUCUUUCACACUACAACCACCACAGCCAUGUAUCAGGUUUGACGAAAGAAGCCUGAUUUUGGCUCUGGCUAUGAUCAAUGCUAUCGAGGUCAUGAAUAAGUCGCCUCUGCUCAAGGCUGUGAACCUCACUUUGGGUUACCUGAUCGUGGACUCUUGCGCUGAUCCCAGCACAGCUCUAAGAGUCACAGGAGACUUCAUGCAGCGGGACAACUGCUACACAGAGAGCAACACCUCUACCAGUGGACAGCCAGUCAUGGCUGUUAUAGGUGCCUCUUACUCUGAAGUAUCCAUUGCCAUCGCCAGGCAACUGACACUCCAGAUGAUUCCUCAAAUCAGUUAUUCAUCAACUGCUGUCAUUCUGAGUGAUAAGAGCCGCUUCCCUUCAUUUUUGAGGACUGUUCCUAAUGAUGAACAUCAGACAGCUGCCAUGGUCAGACUUCUCCACACCUACGGCUGGAACUGGGUGGGAGUAGUUACCACAGAUGGAGAUUAUGGGCGAUCGGCUCUGGAUAGCUUUGUGUCCCAGGCCUCUGCAAAGGGGAUCUGUGUGGCUUUCAAAUCGAUUCUACCUCAGUCUGUGACCAGUCAUGAUGUCUACUCUGAAAUCCGGGCCGCUGCCACAACCAUCCUCAACAAUCCCAAGGUGCAGGUCAUUGUGUCAUUUGCCAAGUCGACUCACAUGAGGUAUCUUUUCCAGGAGCUGAAGCAUAAGGCACUGAGAGCAGGACAAAGCAUGGAGUCAAUGAGAAGAGUUUGGGUGGCCAGUGACAGCUGGUCCUCCAGCAACUCUGUGAAAGUAAACGCGACUCUGAGGGACAUAGGACAUGUUGUGGGCUUCACCUUCAAGAGUGGAGACAAGUCAUCAAUUGAGGACUACCUGAGCCGGCUGGAGGCAGCUGGCCAUGAAUUUACAAGGAAUAACCCCUUCAUGAAGGAGUUCUAUCUGCAGCUAAAUGCCAGUAAAGGUUUUGAAGAUACUAAGCUUAUUUCAGAAGCUGUGAAAAAUCUCAGGAAACACACUCAUGCCGCCACUAUCCUUAGUGUUGAGAUGGCUGUCAGCGCCAUUGCUCAGACUGUGGCUUCUGUCUGCAGGAGCAGAGACUGCAAAACACCAGGCAUGAUGCAACCCUGGGAGCUGCUGAAACCUAUGUUAUUCCAAGAGUUUGAACUUAGAGGAAAAACCUAUAAGUUUGACAGCAGCGGUGACAUCAGCCUGGGCUACGAACUGAAAAUGUGGUGCUCAGAUGGAGGAAAUAAUCAUUUCACUGAGGUUGUGGCUGAAUACCACCCAUCCACCAACGACUUCACUUACACCAAUGUGAGCACCCAGCACCUCAAGGACUUUCAGUACAUCAUCUCCAAGUGCUCCAACAGCUGCGUCCCUGGAGAGUUCAAAAAAACAGCUGAAGGUCAACACACCUGUUGUUAUGAGUGCAUCAACUGUACUGAGAACUACUACUCGAAUAAAACAGAUAUGGAUCAGUGUCUGAGCUGUAACAUAAGCAGAGAGUGGUCGGCAGAGGGCAGCUCCAGCUGCACCCCCAAAGUCGUGCUCUUCUUCUCCUGGCAGGACAGAUUUGCUGUGGCACUCCUCACCUUUUCUGCCCUGGGCAUCCUCCUGGCUGUGAUGGUGUCAGCUCUGUUUUUACAUCAGCGCGACACUCCUGUAGUGAAGGCUGCCGGAGGGCCACUGAGCCAGGUCAUCCUAUUCUCUCUGGUCAUCAGUUACAUCAGCGCGGUACUGUUUGUCGGUCGGCCCAACAGUUUCCAGUGUAAGGCUCGACAGGUGCUCUUCGGUAUCAGCUUCACUCUGUGCGUCUCCUGCAUCCUGGUCAAGACCCUGCAGAUCCUGCUGGCCUUCCAGUUCAACCCUGCACUGCAGGUGGUUCUGCGGAGGCUCUUCAAGCCUUACGUUAUGGCCAGCUUCUGUGUGGCCUUGCAGGUGAUUGCUUGUAUCUGCUGGCUAGUCCUCAAGAGCCCAUCUCUACAAAUCGUCAUGCAACCAACCACUUUGCUGGAGAAGUGUGACGAGGGCUCAUAUUCGGCCUUCGGGGUGAUGUUGGGCUACAUAGCUUUCCUAGCGUUGGUGUGCUUCAUCUGUGCCUUCAAAGGCCGCAAACUUCCACAGUUCUACAAUGAGGCAAAGUUCAUCACUUUCAGUAUGCUGCUCUACCUUAUCUCCUGGAUGCUCUUUGUUCCUGUUUACGUUUCCACCUCAGGAGUUUACCUUUCGGCUGUGGAGAUGGUGGUCAUUCUCAUUUCCAACUACGGCAUCCUCAGCUGUCAUUUCUUACCAAAGUGCUACGUUAUUAUUUUCAAGAAGGAACAAAACACCACGACUGCUUUCAGGAACAAUGUGUAUCAAUAUUCCAGCAAAACCUCUGAAUCUAUCUCCGUAUCUGGGAGUUCAGUGUCAGAGAAACAGUCUAUUGGUCAGGACUUCAUCUGUGCUCUGCCACCCUCUCUACCUGCAGCUGGUUACCUUGAAUAUGGAGUAGUGACAACGGGAACGAGCAGCACAAGUUUACACAGAGGUCCAGCAACACAACACUCCCUCAGAAGAAGCAGCAUAUAG
This is a messenger RNA of Limanda limanda (common dab), 2745 nucleotides long. RefSeq names its product G-protein coupled receptor family C group 6 member A-like. The record is from RefSeq and is a predicted model, not a curated record. Gene Ontology annotation, cellular component: membrane. Bases 1 to 2745 code for a protein of 914 amino acids. NCBI's taxonomy places the organism in Eukaryota, Metazoa, Chordata, Actinopteri, Pleuronectiformes, Pleuronectidae. The transcript has 6 exons. Gene Ontology annotation, molecular function: G protein-coupled receptor activity. Gene Ontology annotation, biological process: G protein-coupled receptor signaling pathway.